AUGGGGGACUCCCCGACAGCAUUUCUCCUCGUCUUCUCUGAGCCUGGUCCUGAUGUCUCUGAGAAAGAGUAUCGUGACUGGUACGAUAACGAGCACAUCCCCCUCCGUGUAAACACGCCCACUUUUUUAAAUUGGACACGUUGGACGGCGGUCGACGGGAUGAAGCCGACUUACGGUGCUUCUUACGACCUCGAGUCCUACGCGGCGACCAAGAAGCCGCCGUAUACCACGUUGGCAGAGACACGGAGCGGGAGAGAGAAGGACAUCCUCAGGAGAAUCCAAAUGCUCGACCGGAGACAUUACGAGUUGAUGGAGCGCCCUACUCACCCGUCCUCCGUGCUAUAUGACGAGACACGACCAGCACCAUACGUCGUUUUCGUGUCGUUGGAGAUGAAGCCAGAGUACGAAGACGAGUUCAGCAGGUGGUAUGAAGAAGAGCACAUCCCGUUGCUCGCCAAGGUGCCUGGUUGGAUCAGGAGCCGGAGGUUCGUGCUAAAAGACUGGGGCCAGAUGGGAGUGGAGGGGCAGAUAGAACAGAAGCAGCCACCGAAGUACUUGGCGACGCACGAGUGGGAAUCGCUCGAUGGGUUUCAAAGCGAGGAAUACAAGACAGCUAUGGGGACAUCCUGGAGGAAGAACGUGCUUGAGGGCUUGCUGUCAAAGGAGAGAAGAGUGAUGGCCUUUCUGAGAAAAUGGGACAGGCCGGUCGGACGUCUGUGA
Laetiporus sulphureus 93-53 is the source of this 720-nucleotide messenger RNA. RefSeq lists its product as uncharacterized. Bases 1 to 720 code for a protein of 239 amino acids. The record is from RefSeq and is a predicted model, not a curated record. NCBI's taxonomy places the organism in Eukaryota, Fungi, Basidiomycota, Agaricomycetes, Polyporales, Laetiporaceae. The transcript has a single exon.